Molecule: messenger RNA, 309 nt
Organism: Brassicogethes aeneus
Lineage: Eukaryota; Metazoa; Arthropoda; Insecta; Coleoptera; Nitidulidae
Source: the annotation of a GenBank genome assembly
AUGAAGCGUAGAAAUCCAUCAGCAGGACACCACCCUCAUUCUUCGGCGUCCUGUGUCGUAGGGGAAAAAAAGUCGCCCAGCUCCUGGCCGAUUUACAGUUUGGUGAGCACCGUGGCCGUUGCCUGCUACCUGAAUGGGAUCGGCGGCGAUUUUGUGCACGACGACAUUCCUGCAGUGACUUUUAAUAAGGACGUGUUGGCCAUCAAUCCUGUCGAACAUGCCUUCAGAAACGAUUUCUGGGGCACGCCGAUGGCCGACGUGGCCAGCCACAAGUCCUACCGACCACUCACCGUGCUGACGUUCAGGUAA